GUGCUUUUCCAAGUUAUAUUCUCCCUUUCUCGGCUAUCGUUUCCUCAUCUACCCAAACCUCACCACCAACUCCCCUCACUCGCGUGUUGCCAACAUGCGGACCCGAGUUUCCAGCGUCAUCGCCUGGGCUCUGCUCGCCGUCGUUCUGACAGCCUCAGAUUCCCAUGGAGAUGGAGCGGGACCAGGUGCAUUGCCGUCAGUCUCUCCUGCCACGACGGCCAAUGCCUCGACUGCGAUCGCCCCCAACGUCACCGCUGCGCCCACCACAGCGAACGGCACGCUGACGCCACCCACAGCAGCAAACGUAACGCAGAGUGCGAAGCCCUCUCCUGCGAACAGCACCGUGCCGCCCAGCUCUGCCGGCCCACACAAUGCCAGCACAGCCGCGUCCAGCGUGACGCCCAACAACGCCACCAAUGGCACGACGUCUAGCCCCGCGGCCUUCUCCACCGCCCCCGCCCACGCCUCAUCCACGGCCUCGGCCGCGGGCGUCGUGCCGUCGGACGGGUCUGUCCGCUCGUUCGACGCCGUGAGCUUCGUGGGCGGCGUGGUGCUGGCCGUGGCGGUGCAGGCGCUGCUGUUCUUCGCCUUCAAGUACUUCCGUACGCGCAACCCGCGCUACCAGCACCUGUAAGUGGGGUCCGCGCCACCGCGAGGGGAGACACGGACGCCAUCAUCUGAGACGACGGACACUCAAGUCUGCGGAGAUGCUCCUUGUCCUCCCCCGUGUCUCCUCCUCCUCAACCCUCCCCGUCACACACCCUGCGAUGGCACCCCUGGGUUUAAUUGUGCCACCCCCUACGAUGUCACGCCUUACCGCUGCGGAUAAUUGUGCCACCCCCCCCCUACCAUCACACGCCUUGCGAUGGCACCGCUGGGAUUAAUUGUGCCACCCCCCCUACUAUCACAUGCCUUGCGAUGGCACCGCUGGGGUUAAUUGAGCCCACCCCCUACCAUCACAUGCCUUGCGAUGGCACCCCUGGGAUUAAUUGUGCCACCCCCCUACUAUCACAUGCCUUGCGAUGGCACCGCUGCGGUUAAUUUUGCCAUCCCCUACCAUCACACACCUUGGGAUGGCACCGCUGGGGUUAAUUGUGCCAUCCCCUACCAUCACACGCCUUGCGAUGGCGCCGCUGCGGUUAAUUGUGCCAUCCCCUACCAUCACACGCCUUGCGAUGGCACCGCUGGGAUUAAUUGAGCCCACCCCCUACCAUCACACGCCUUGGGUUGGUGCUGUUGGGGUUAAUUGUGCCAUCCCCUACUAUCACACGCCCUGCGAUGGCACCGCUGCGGUUAAUUGUGUUACCGUGGGGAAAACUGUAGUACUCCUCAAAACCGUUCACAAAUCAUUGGGCUCUGUUCUUUUACUUCAGGUGAUUUUUUUUUCUCUCUCCAACGAGAUUAACGUUGGUCUUUACUAAGCAAUGAAAUAAUGUUGAUGUAGCCGCAUAAAAGAAAAAAAUCGGUGCCAACGGCACCUUGAAAUUUGCUUUGGGAUUCGCCUUAAGAAUUUGCUGCGCGCGUCGAUUUGAUUGUCGUAAAUUAGGCGGUCGCUUUGGAUUCUGCUGUUCUAUUUCUUUAUUUUCUCCGAAGCAAACUUUUUUUGGGGGAGAUGGGAUUAUGCGGGAUAUACUUUAUGCAAAAAAAAAUAAUCGCGAGUGAAAAUCAUAAUCGUAUCGUUACCAGAGAUUGUUUUUUUUCCUUCCAAAGACUUAAAUAAAAAAUAAUGUAUUUAAACAA
Molecule: messenger RNA, 1740 nt
Organism: Lethenteron reissneri (Far Eastern brook lamprey)
Lineage: Eukaryota; Metazoa; Chordata; Hyperoartia; Petromyzontiformes; Petromyzontidae
Product: porimin-like
Cellular component (GO): cytoplasmic vesicle
Source: RefSeq, a predicted model, not a curated record